This is a messenger RNA of Lepisosteus oculatus (spotted gar), 4920 nucleotides long. RefSeq names its product glyceronephosphate O-acyltransferase (gene gnpat). Gene Ontology annotation, biological process: phospholipid biosynthetic process; triglyceride biosynthetic process; ether lipid biosynthetic process. Gene Ontology annotation, cellular component: mitochondrial membrane; peroxisomal membrane. Lineage: Eukaryota; Metazoa; Chordata; Actinopteri; Semionotiformes; Lepisosteidae. Gene Ontology annotation, molecular function: glycerone-phosphate O-acyltransferase activity; glycerol-3-phosphate O-acyltransferase activity. The record is from RefSeq and is a predicted model, not a curated record.
ACGUCUGGUGAGACAGGCACCGCCCACCAAAUACCUGCUGCAGAGUGGAAUGUUCUGCAAGUCUGGCGUUGGGUGUACUACCUGAGCUCAGCCUUACAUUGGUUCAGGAUCUAUCAUCAGGAUUGUAACAUUUCUUUACUUUUAGAAUGGCAUCUAAAGCAUUGUAUUCGCAACGUGAUCCUGCAUUGAGGAGGAGAGACGACUUUGAAGAUAUUUUGGACGAGAGGCGGAACUCCAGCGAUGUGAGAUACGCUCUGAGAUGUUACACUCCUGUGCUCUACAAGGGAGUUGUUCCCUGCAAAGCCAGCAUGCUCAAGACGAUGGUGCUCCAAUCUGAUCAUCUUCGUUAUGUUAUUAAGCAGAUGUCGAAGGACACAGGGGAGUCGCCUGAGAUUAUCCAGGAGGAGGCAGCUGUGAUCCUGGAGGAGAUGGCCCACCGGCUCCAGCUCAGCACCGUGCGCUUUUUUGCCUUCGUCUUGAGCAAGGCCUUCAAGACCCUGUUCCGGAGAGUCCGAGUAAAUGAGGAAGGCAUCCAGAGGCUUCAGCAGGCUAUUCAGGAGCAUCCAGUGGUGCUGCUUCCCAGUCAUCGCAGUUACAUUGACUUCCUCAUGCUGUCCUACAUUCUCUACACGUGCGAUCUCUCCCUGCCUGUUAUUGCGGCUGGAAUGGACUUUCUGGGGAUGAAGUUUGUUGGCGAGAUGUUGCGAGCAUCUGGUGCUUUUUUCAUCCGGCGUUCGUUUGGAGGGGACAAACUCUACUGGGCUGUGUUCUCUGAAUAUGUGAAAACCAUGCUAAGGAAUGGCUUUGCUCCAGUUGAGUUCUUUUUAGAAGGAACCAGAAGUCGCACAUGCAAAUCCCUGACCCCCAAGACAGGGCUGUUGAAUAUUGUGAUGGAACCUUUCUUCAAGGGGGAGGUGUUUGACAUUAGUCUGGUGCCCAUCAGCAUAAGUUACGAGAGGGUGCUAGAAGAGGCACUGUACGCUCGAGAGCUUCUCGGAGUCCCCAAACCUAAAGAGUCUACCUCAGGGCUAUUAAAAGCAAGAAAAAUACUCAGUGAUGAUUAUGGCAGCAUACAUGUAUACUUUGGCCAGCCCCUAUCAGUCCGGAGUCUGGCACAGGGGAAGAUUGUCCGUUCCCAUUACAACUUGGUCCCCAGACAAAUUCCCAGGAAACCUAGCAAAGAGACCCAAGCCUUUGUCAAUGACACAGCAUUCAAGAUAGUGCGCCUGCAGGAAGAGAAUAUGGUCCUAAGGCCCUGGGUGCUGGUUGCUUCCAUUCUGAUGCAGAACCUGGGUGGGAUAGAUUUAUCUCUCCUCACCGAAAAGACUGCCUGGCUGAGAAGUAUAGCACAGUCUUUUGGAGCCUUCCUGGACUGGCCUGAUCAUGUAUCCAUGAAUAAGAUGGUUUCCUCCAGUGUGUUGCUGCAUCAUGACAUUGUGACUCUCACAGGGGGGUGUGUGGUGCUACUGGAGGGACAGCAGGGGCCCGAAAGCCCGGAGGAAGGAGUCUUCAGGCGUGCUGUCACUGUGCUCAUGUGCGCCUCCUACAGGAACCAGGUGCUGCACAUCUUUGUGCGUCCAGCACUGGUCUCUGUGGCAGUUCAUACAACUGGCAGCACCAGGAGAGAAGAAGUCUUCGGUUGUUUCAGCUUUCUCUGGAAUGUGUUUGCCAAUGAAUUUAUCCUCUGUCCAGGAAGCACAGUCCAGGACUUUGAGGAAGCCUGUUACUUGCUGAUGAAGUGUGGAGCUGUUGAAAUAUUAAAGCAGGACAUUCUGGUGACAGAGAGAGGCCAUUCGAUCCUUUCCUUUCUUAGGGCUAUGGUAGAGCCCUUUCUGAAAGGUUAUCAGACGGUGUGUCAGUACCUUUGUGAAGAAGUCAAUGACGGUUUUGCCGAGAAAGAGUACGUCCCUGCGGUCCGCACCUUCGCAGUCAAAAGACUCUUAUCAGGAAGCCUCAAGUGCUAUGAAGUACUUUCUUCUGACAUGCAGAAAAAUGCCUUAGCUGCUCUGUUGAGGAUGAACAUAAUUAAAAAAGCCAAAAUUGCUGAUGACAUUUUUAUGAAAGUGAAUAAGAUCUCUGUGAACAGAUUAGAAGACUCACUAGGCGGUAAAAUACCCUUUCAAAAACCUGUCGUCGCUCGAUUGUAGUUCAACUGCCACAUGAGGAAAGAAAGCAGCACCUGGGAGUUACUGAUGCCUUCUUUAACACAAUGCCAAAUUAGCCAAGUCUGUGCAGCUAUACCAAGUGGAAAGGCCAUUUGAUUUCAGCUUCUGAAAAGACUUGACAGACUGCCAUUGAAGGCAGCCUUACUGUUGAAAACAGCUACAAAAAAUGCUGUUCUUAUUUUUAUUCAAAAAGAAAAUCUUUAAAAAGGUCAAGGUUAAGGACUUAGCUUACUCAUGUCUGUUACUCCUGCAGUUGAUUGAACGUGCUAAUGUUACCAAGGCUGUUUUAACAGUAAUACAGUGUGGUAACAAAUCGCAAAUGUAUAUAAAUAUGAUUCACUUCCCAAGCUUUCAGAGCAUUUACAGCAAAAAUAGGUGUUAACCAGCAUCACCGCCUUUGUUUGGAAUUUCUUUCUUGGUGCACAUUUUAUUUAUUUGAAAGUAUUUAUAUAUGAAACCAUUGAGUUCAGCAGGGAGCUGGGCAUGUUGCUUUGUGUGAUUAGGGAGAAAAAUAGAUUUGUAAGCAACUUUUGCCUGGUUUGUCAAUUUAAUGUUUUAUUAGUUGCAGCUGAAUCCUAGAGGAUCUCAAUCAUUGAGAUGUGCCAUUAUGGUUAUAUUCUGGGUUAGAAAUGCAUUGUUUAAUGGUAGAUUUUGUCCUUUCUAAAAAGUCAGGAGAAGAUUGUUGCAGUGGUGUUUGUCCAUUCUGUAGAAGUGAAGAACUUAAUAGGGUCUAACUUGCACACUUUAAGCCAUAUUGAUUAGUAAGCUGUUUUUAUUAAUGAAAGACUCUCUUUUGUCCUACAUUGUCUUUAUAAAACAAUGGUCAUGCUAUGGAUGAACAUGGUGCUUAGUGUCACCCUUUAUCUUGUUUUAAGAUUUGAUAAACAACUACGUACAUGUAUAUUGAAAUUUCAGCUCUACUUCAGUGGAAGUCUAGUCUAUAAUUUGGUUCUUCAGUUAUAUAAGUGUCUGUUAGCCUGGCACAUUUUUUUUAGAAACGGUAAAACAGCAAUGCAUGCAUUGUCAAUCUAGAAUAUUCCACUGUGAAAGUGCUGUUCAACACCCAAAUUAAAGAACACAGAGUACUGGACCCUGUAAUAUGAAAUCUUCAUCCCAGUCUUAUAGUACAGCACAGUUAUAGGUCAAAGAAUUGAGAAUGCUAUCAAUUAAGGAUUGCAUUUAAUGUUUUCGUGUUCAUUUUUGGAUUAUUAUUAUUUUGUUCGGUACAGAGAGAUAUCUAUGGUUUUUGUGAUAUCAGUGUCAAAACCCUCUUUGUCUGAACUUUACACAUUGAAUUUUUAUGAAUAGCAGUUAAAACAAACUUAGAAAAGAUGUCACUGAUGAAUAUAAUUUCAUAAGCACUAUUUAUGAAAUGAAGUAAGUGCCAAUAUCUUUGUUUGGGAAAGUAUCAAAUGUACUUGAAGGGUAUUAUGAUGGCAUCCUUUUUUCCCCUUAUGGUACCUGAUCCAUUCUGUAUGUAUUGCUAAGACAUCACAGUGGUGUUUGACUUUAUUUGUGCCUUAAAUGCAUAGCACUUACUGUACUAAACCAUCACAAAUGUAGGCUUAAUGUAUACAAAAAUAAUCCAUUUGUAGUAAUGAGUACUUUUAAAGAAACAUGAAAUAUUGCAUAAUAGCAUGCACAUACUAAGAAAAAAUUACUCUUUCCAAAAAACAUGCACACUUCCCUGGACAAAAGCACCGCAUCGUAUAAAAGCCAGAGAAGUAUGGCCAAAACCAUAGCAUCUCAUUAAUGAAGGCAAGGAUAGGAUUGAUAAAUGAGACCUAUUAUUUUGCCUUAAUGAGAACUUACAAUAAGCACCAGGAGUGUAAUGAAAGGACCAAGAGACUGAGUAUUUUCAUCUUCCACUCCCUAAACUGUCUUUAUUUUACACCAGAGGUAACAACAGUUUUGCAGUUCUGAGACCAAACUCCAUCCUGCAUCCUACAUCCCUUUGUUCUUUGUGCCUGGAGUAGAGAUUCAUUUUCUGCAAAUUGGAAGUUCACAUUCAAGGAUCCCUUGAAAACAAAGGAACAAAGGAAGUUUCAUAUGUAGCAGUGUUUGAAAUUAAGUGUUACUCACAAACUGUUCUAUUGACAACUUUUACAAUGGUUUGAUUAACUGUACUUUUAAUACAUCAUUGUAUAUAAUUCUUAUAAAAUGUAUGUGCUUUCAGUUUGGAGGUCUUUAGAUAAGGUUGAAAAUCCUUGCUCAAAGACAGCAGGGAAAACGGGUGUUUUUCACAGUCUGGUGGAAAGGAACUAAGUCUCUUGACCAAGAACUAAAAAUUGGACUUGAGCGAAUCUUAACUGAGGGUCUUCACAAAUCCUGUUAUGGGUUCUUGUUAAAACUUGUUUCCACCUUCGCACUCAGAUGAGUAUCAAUUAGAUGUUUAUGUAAAUUAAGUGGAAAUAUUCUCCAGAUCAUGCAGAAGUUAUUUCUGGGGACUGAAAAGAAUAUUUCAAGAUGUUUUAUAUACCUGCAAGUUACCUAUAACUAUAAUGCACUGUAGAUGUUUGCUGGACUUAUCUGUACUUAAGCUUAUUUUCCUCGUAAAGACAUUUGAAAUUAUCUGGACCUCCAUGUCUGUUAUUUUUGAAAAUUUUGCACUAACUGGUCUUGGAAUGUUGAUGCUGAAAUGGCUCCAGGUUUUUUUCUGUUGUACUGUGUGUUGCCAUUGACUUCUGUACACCUGUUCUCAAUGCUGUUAACCUUCUAAGCUGUUUUUGGUAAAGAUGUGGUUAUAUUAAUGUAA